Taeniopygia guttata (zebra finch) is the source of this 1145-nucleotide messenger RNA. RefSeq names its product BRICHOS domain containing 5 (gene BRICD5). Lineage: Eukaryota; Metazoa; Chordata; Aves; Passeriformes; Estrildidae. The record is from RefSeq and is a predicted model, not a curated record.
CGGGCCGGGAGCGCCCCGGGCAGUAACGCACGCACUAGCUACUCCCCGGAGUUAGAACCCUUAGCUUGUCUCCUCUCUGUCCUCUCGGACAGGAGGGCCACAGCAUACUUCCCAGCUCCCUCCAGGACCUUCUGGAUCAUCUUGUCCGUUGCCUUGUUGUUUUUUGCAGUUGUUGGUGUCACUGUCGUGGGGGUUCUCAGCUUCUCCCCCAGCUCUGCCCAGGCUGGCUCCCAGCUCCUCCGAGUGACGCUCCAGGGCCAGCAGGACCCGCUGAGGAACCAGACAGCCGUGGUGGACCAGGCCAGGAGCACCGUCACCUACUACAUCACCUCGCAGAGCAACCUGAGCGCCGUGGUGCUGUACGACAGCAGGAACGGCUACGUGUGCUACAAGCCGCUGGAGCAGCGAGCCUGCUACCUGAGGAGGAUGGACCCCUGGGACCUGCAGACCCUGCAGACGGCUCUCAACACCUCUGAGCACAGCGCUGAGCAGCUGCUGCACCCCAACAACCAGACCAAGUUCUACCGGGAGUUCCUGGGCAUUGUGGCAGGGGAGCAGCUGGAGCCCAGGGGCCUGGGGGAGGCUGUGCAGACCCUGUGUGAGCACACCUCCAUCUUCUGGGUGCGCAGAGGGCACGGCCCGGGCAGGCAGCGCCUCAUCUACCUGUGCAUUGACAUCUGCUUCCCCAGCAACAUCUGUGUCUCCAUCUGCUUCUAUUACCUGCCCGAGUAAGUGCUGCAGCCACGGCCGCCCUCUCUGCCCUCACACUUGAACUGGAUUCCUGAAAAGCCUCUGACUUCCACGAGGAAGGGAACACCUGCAACAUCCCCAGAGCUUCCUGCUGAUUCCGUGCUGCGGGUCAGGAGAGCUUAGAGAAACAGGAUCAGGAGAGUUUAGAGAAACAGGAGGCCUCUGCUCAGCACUGCCAGCACAGACACUGCAGCUCUGCUCCAGGGCUGUGCCUCGUCCGUAGGAAUUAGGAGACCCAGGCCCAGAGGUAUCCCGGGAAGCAGCUGGAGUUUUGGGGCUCCAGGCUCUGUUCAGCACAAGGUGGUUGUUGUUACACUUGGGGGGUGGUUGGCUUUAGGAGAGCAGCUCUCCAAGUCACUCUGUGAAACACUUUGAAUAAAGGGAUUGCAAACCAA